CCAAGUGGAAGACACACACCACCUGCAUUCAAGCCGGUUUGUGGACUCCUGACAAGGCUCCGUCCAUCGUUUCAGAUAAACCAAUAACAAUGUCAAACCCAGCACCCGUUAACAAGCCUUCGAACCCAGACAACCCUCGGGUUUUCUUUGAUGUAGAUAUCGGUGGUGAAAGAGUUGGUAGAAUCGUCUUCGAGGUCUUCGCCGACGUCGUUCCGAAGACUGCUGAGAAUUUCCGUGCGCUCUGCACUGGCGAGAAGGGCAUUGGCCAAAGCACAGGAAAGCCUCUGCAUUUCAAAGGAUGCCCGUUUCACCGGAUCAUCAAGAAGUUUAUGAUCCAGGGUGGAGACUUCUCCAACCAGAAUGGGACUGGCGGGGAAAGCAUCUAUGGAGAGAAGUUUGAGGAUGAAAAUUUCCACUAUCAGCAUGACAAGCCCGCGCUUCUCAGCAUGGCCAACGCUGGUCCUGGCACCAACGGCUCCCAGUUCUUCAUCACGACGGUGGCCACGCCGCACCUGGACGGAAAGCACGUGGUGUUCGGGCAGGUGCUGAAGGGCAUGGGGAUGGUGAAGAUGCUGGAGGAGAUGGACACUGUGGAGGACGCACCUGUCAAGCCCUGCGUUAUUGCUGAGUGUGGGGAGCACAAGGACGGCGAUGACUGGGGAGUCGCUCCGAGUGACGGGUCAGGGGAUGCCCACCCAGACUUUCCAGAAGAUUCCGAUGUGGAUUUCAAAGAUGUUGACAAAGUGCUUGCGGUGGCUGAAGACGUGAAAAACAUCGGAAACAACUUCUUCAAAAACCAGAACUGGCAGUCUGCUAUUGGGAAGUACUUCAAAGCCCUCAGGUACCUGGAGGUGUGUGGUGAGGCCAUGGAGGACGAGAGUGUCCAGAAGAAGCUGAAGCCCACGGCCCUGAGCUGCAUGCUCAACACCGCGGCCUGCCAGCUCAAGCUGCAGCUGUGGCAGGAUGCCAUAGACAACUGCAAUGAGGUUGUGGAGAUGGAUGAGACCAACACUAAAGCUCUGUUCAGGAGGGCGCAAGCCUGGCAGGGCAUGAAGGAGUUCAACAAUGCCAUGACUGAUCUGAAGAAAGCACAGGAAAUCGCUCCCAAUGACAAAGCCAUCGCCAACGAGAUGCAGCGCGUGAAGCAGAGAGUGAAGGAGGAGAAGGACAAGGAGAAGAAGAUGUUCGCCAAGAUGUUCGCAUGAGACCGACCGGGACAACUCGCAACUCGCUGCUCAUCACUCCAACAUCUCAUCCUCUAAGACUUGAACCGAACCUUGUUCAUGAGUUUCUGUAACCGGCUAGCGUACGUUAAGAGUAUGGUGGUGUGUAAUUCAAACAUGACGAGGAGUUUUGCUCUGCUAACCCAACAUGAACAUCAAGUCAGGCUGAUGGCUUGAGUGAAGACUGCUGCUUUUUGCGGCGUGCACACACACCCUCAGAACAACUCGGACCUUAAGUGCAUUCAUGUAUUUAUUUGAUUUGAAAUCGUGUUUUGGUUGGGGUCGCGUCUCACUGAAAUGAACAGUUUGUGUUUACUUGCCAGAAGACCAUCGUUGACCUUUGUAUUAAAAUAAAUAAAUAAAAAAUACCACAAAUGUGAUGCACAAUUCAUG
Molecule: messenger RNA, 1616 nt
Organism: Sardina pilchardus (European sardine)
Lineage: Eukaryota; Metazoa; Chordata; Actinopteri; Clupeiformes; Clupeidae
Gene: ppid
Product: peptidylprolyl isomerase D
Exons: 10
Coding region: 90-1205 (371 amino acids)
Biological process (GO): protein peptidyl-prolyl isomerization; protein folding
Molecular function (GO): protein binding; peptidyl-prolyl cis-trans isomerase activity
Source: RefSeq, a predicted model, not a curated record